Messenger RNA from Priapulus caudatus, 639 nucleotides. RefSeq names its product translation initiation factor IF-2-like. NCBI's taxonomy places the organism in Eukaryota, Metazoa, Priapulida, Priapulimorpha, Priapulimorphida, Priapulidae. The record is from RefSeq and is a predicted model, not a curated record. The transcript has a single exon. Bases 1 to 639 code for a protein of 212 amino acids.
AUGCCCCUUGUCGGCGAAUGCGAGUUGUCUCCCCCGGACGAUCGUGGAGGCACCCGGCUGGCCAGGGCACAUCUCGCGACCGCCCCACAAAGCUGCGGGCAACUACCGGCGGGACCACUGGGCAACGUACAUCCGGGCGAGAGAUACCCGUCCCGUUUCGGGCGCCUCUCCGUCGGGGUACCCUGCCGCGGUCCGCUGACGCCCGCGCCGGCCUCGACCAGCGACGCCGACGACGGCCCCCGGCGAUGGCCGCUCGUCGCCCUGCUACGAGCCGCCGCUGGGUCCGGCCUUGCUCGGAUCGUGCGAUCGACGGGCCCGCCAUCCACGACGUGCCCGCCAGAGACCGAGCGCAGCGAGAGAGGCGGCGACCCCCCGUGGUGGCGAUCCAGGCAUCCGCCGACACCCGCGGCUCUGCGCGAACGACCCCCGCGCGCUCCGGCGAACGACCCCGCGGCGUCGGCCGACGCACCGCGGCUCGACGACGACACCCGCGGCGCUCGGCCGACGACCCGAGGCUCGGACGACGACCCCGCGGCUCGGACCGACGACCCGGCUGGCCGUCGGCCGACGACCACCGCGGCUCGGACGGACGACCCCCGCCGGCUCGGAGCCAGACGACCCCCGCGGGCUCGACGAUGA